Messenger RNA from Symbiodinium pilosum, 417 nucleotides. The record is from the annotation of a GenBank genome assembly. Lineage: Eukaryota; Dinophyceae; Suessiales; Symbiodiniaceae.
AUGGGAGAUGACAUCAUUGACCAGCUUGUGAAUGAUGUCAUCCCAGUUCCCAAGUACAUCCACUUUUAUUGGAUCGUGCGGAACCAGCAGGAGUUGGACUGGUUCUAUGACCUGUUGGCCACGGCCAUUGAGGGUCCUGCCAAGGACCGGAUCGAGGUGAACCUUUUCACCACGGGAGAGGUGGAGCUUUCAGCGGUGAAGGCUCUCAAAUGUGUGCAUCACCAGUACUUCGGGCGCCCAAAUUGGGGCCGAAUCUUCAAGGGCUGCAAGGCUCAGCAUGCUGGCGAGCAUUUGGGAGUUUUCCUCUGCGGUUCGCCCGUCAUCGGAGAAGAGUUAGCGCGUCAAAGUGCCAAGCACAGCGACCCGCCAGAGCAUACGUGUCAGACCCGCUUCUCGUUCUUCAAGGAGCAUUUCUAG